AUGAGUGAAGACGAAAGUGAAUUGGAUGAUUUACUUAUUUCUGAAAUUUUUGAAGAUUAUUCUCCACUGAAAUAUGAACUAUAUCAAGAUGAAAAAGAGGAAGUAACGAUCGAUGAUCAAUUUGCAUGGAUUUUAUUAUGGAUAAUGAACUUUCGAAUUAGAUUUAACGUACCUGAGACUGCAAUAGUUUCUCUAAUAAAAUUUAUAAAAUUAGUUCUAACUGAAAUUGGUAGUGAUAAGUUUAACAGAUUUCCAA
Messenger RNA from Funneliformis geosporum, 256 nucleotides. The record is from the annotation of a GenBank genome assembly. Lineage: Eukaryota; Fungi; Glomeromycota; Glomeromycetes; Glomerales; Glomeraceae.